AUGCGCAACCCAUUCAAGCCAAGACAAGCGCCAGCUCAGAGCUGGGCGAGGAGAUCAUCAGUCCUAUCUGCCGACGACCCGGUCUUCAAAGACGUUGACGAAAGCGAACGCAAAAGCAUAGAGGCCAGCACAGUAAAGCAACAACAAAAGAGCCCACAAGACUCAAUUAGAGAACCGUUGAAGCAUUCCGGUGGGGAUGAUGCUGUCGCCCUGAGCGGGGGAUUAUCUUCUCACGAUAGCGACAGUACUAAUGCGGGCCAUGAUUACGCCGCAAUCGCUGGGUCAUUCGCUGGCGCCGACUACUCUGGACAAUGA
Messenger RNA from Colletotrichum orchidophilum, 315 nucleotides. RefSeq lists its product as uncharacterized. The transcript has a single exon. NCBI's taxonomy places the organism in Eukaryota, Fungi, Ascomycota, Sordariomycetes, Glomerellales, Glomerellaceae. Bases 1 to 315 code for a protein of 104 amino acids. The record is from RefSeq and is a predicted model, not a curated record.